Molecule: messenger RNA, 2316 nt
Organism: Populus euphratica (Euphrates poplar)
Lineage: Eukaryota; Viridiplantae; Streptophyta; Magnoliopsida; Malpighiales; Salicaceae
Product: L-type lectin-domain containing receptor kinase IV.1-like
Exons: 1
Coding region: 55-2061 (668 amino acids)
Biological process (GO): protein phosphorylation
Molecular function (GO): protein kinase activity; carbohydrate binding; ATP binding
Source: RefSeq, a predicted model, not a curated record
UAUAACUGACAAACAUGAACAAGAAACUGGUGGGUGGAGACAAAUACAGUUGCAAUGUUUUUCAGGAUCGUCUUUUUGGUGCGUGUCUUAGUUAGCUUGGCAAUAGCAGUCUCUCAAGAUCUCAACUUCACCUUCUCUGGCUUCCGAUCUACUAAUCUAAGCCUUGAUGGCUUAGCUGAGUUAACCUCCAAUGGCCUUUUGAGGCUAACCAAUGUAACUUACCACCGAACGAGUCACGCCUUCUAUCCAAACCCAGUAACCUUCAAGAACUCUAUAAAUGGCACUGCUUUCGCCUUCUCCACUACCUUUGUUUUCGCUAUCAUACCUGAAUAUCCAACUCUUGGUGGCCAUGGUUUUGCCUUUGUCAUUGCACCCACAAGAGGUCUCCCAACAGCUCUUCCAAACCAGUACCUUGGUCUAUUUAAUGAGAGCAACAACGGGAAACAGACCAACCAUGUUGUUGCUGUGGAGCUUGACACGAUAUACAACAGCGAGUUCGAUGAUGUCAAAGAUAACCAUGUUGGGAUUGAUAUUAAUGGUUUAAAGUCUGAACGAUCUGCUGCACCAGGAUAUUAUUCUCAACUUAAUGGUAAGCUCACAAACUUGACAUUAAUCAGCGGCCAUCCAAUGCAAGUUUGGAUGGAAUAUGAUGGCAUAGAGAAGCAAAUUAAUGUCACUAUAGCUCCGAUUGAUGUUGAUAAACCCAGUAGACCACUUUUGACUUUGUCUCGUGAUUUGUCGCCAAUCUUAAACAGUAGUAUGUAUAUCGGAUUCUCAUCAUCCACCGGUUCUUUUUCCGCGUCCCAGUAUGUGUUGGGUUGGAGCUUCAAGAUGAAUGGCCUAGCUGAAGCACUAAAUAUCUCUCGCCUUCCUAAACUUCCUCGAGUAGGACCAAAGAAGACAUCCAAAUUCUUAACCAUUGGACUGCCUGUGCUCUGUUUAAGUUUGGUUUUAGUAGCAGUCUCGAGUAUAUCUUAUGCCAUACGAAGGACAAGGAAGUUUGCAGAAGUGCUAGAAGAUUGGGAGCAUGACUAUGGGCCUCACCGAUUUAAAUUCAAAGAUCUUUAUACUGCCACCAAAGGAUUUAGAGACGAGGAGCUGUUGGGUAGUGGUGGAUUUGGUAGAGUCUACAAAGGUGUCUUGCCAAGCUCUAAGAUUCAGAUUGCAGUGAAAAGGGUGUCUCAUGAAUCAAGACAGGGGAUGAGGGAAUUUGUGGCGGAAAUUGUCAGCAUUGGUCGCCUUCGUCAUCGGAAUUUAGUCCCUCUCUUGGGGUACUGCCGGCGUAAAGGAGAGCUACUUUUAGUAUAUGACUACAUGCCUAAUGGAAGUCUAAACAAAUACCUCUAUGACCAACCACCAGUCGCCCUCAAUUGGAGCCAAAGAUUUAGAGUCAUCAAAGGCGUAGCUUCAGGGCUAUUUUAUCUACAUGAAGAAUGGGAGCAAGUUGUGAUUCAUAGAGAUGUCAAGGCUAGUAAUGUCUUGCUGGAUGGUGAAUUGAAUGGAAGAUUAGGGGAUUUUGGCCUUGCAAGAUUGUAUGACCAUGGAACAGAUCCUCAAACGACCCACGUUGUCGGAACUCUUGGAUAUCUCGCACCUGAGCAUGCACGAACUGGUAAGGCCACGACAAGCACUGAUGUGUUCGCUUUUGGGGCCUUCUUGCUUGAGGUUGCUUCUGGUAGAAGGCCAAUACAGCCAACUGAGGAUAUAAUCUUGGUUGACUGGGUGUUUAGUCGAUGGCUUGGAGGUGAAAUUCUGGAGGCAAGGGAUCCCAAUUUGGGUACAGAAUACAUUGCAGAGGAAAUGGAAUUGGUAUUGAAACUUGGUUUGAUGUGCUCUCAUUCUGAGCCUGCAGCAAGGCCAAGCAUGCGCCAAGUAGUGCAGUUCUUAGAGGGGAAUGUUCCUCUGCCUGAAAUUUCACCACUUCUUCUUUCUGCAAGUGGCCAAAAAUUUUCACAUCGUGAAGGUUUUGAUGAGUUUGCCAAUUCUUAUCCUUCUUCUAUGGACAAGGCAUUUGCACAUUCGUCCUCGGUUGCAGAGUCCCUCCUUUCAGGUGGCCGUUAAUUCUUACUUUUCUUCAAGGACCUUGUUGAAUUAAUGUCUCAGAAGCUGCUGAUAUGGAAGAUGGAAGAGUUUAGAGUCAAAUAAAACUCAUGCUGGUUUGAAGUUUUAAAAGAUUAUUAGGAUUUGCAUAAUCUUCUUUUCUAAUAUGUAACAAACAGCAGCAGAUACUGCUGCUGUUUAUUUGCUUUUGCUGUUUUAAGAAGUGUUUAAAUAAGACUUCUGAUAAUCAAUAAAAUUAACGAAGUUUUCAGAAAA